Monopterus albus (swamp eel) is the source of this 1556-nucleotide messenger RNA. It is a transcript of the gene rgn, whose product is annotated as regucalcin. Gene Ontology annotation, molecular function: calcium ion binding; enzyme regulator activity; gluconolactonase activity. Bases 619 to 1518 code for a protein of 299 amino acids. The record is from RefSeq and is a predicted model, not a curated record. NCBI's taxonomy places the organism in Eukaryota, Metazoa, Chordata, Actinopteri, Synbranchiformes, Synbranchidae. Gene Ontology annotation, biological process: L-ascorbic acid biosynthetic process. The transcript has 8 exons.
GGAGCUCCACUCACUCGGAUUAUUCUUUGGUGACUCCGAGUGACUGGGGCCUCGACUACAACACUAUUUGAAAGAAAUAUUUUCUCUUCUUACAGCUGACACCCAAGCCAUUGAUACCUCUGUGGCUCCCUUCAUUUUGACGCCAGGCAGGAAAGCUGUGAAAAGUUACCCCCUUGUCUAUUUGUUUUUAUCAUUAUGGUCAUGUGAAGUGCUGCUGCACUUUGUAACAUAACAUGGUCUUACCAUAAUUACGUAUAAAGCGAAAAAAAGAAUAAUAACGGAAAAGACAGCGACAAGCAUCUAAUGCUGGCAAGUAUGAAGGAUACGCUGGCUACAGCAAAACAAAACACGUAGCCUCCAACAUGGCGACUUUCACCGAAUGUACUCUGGUGUGACGUCACGACCCCAAAUCUAGUUGAAUCUGUUCGAGUACAUUUGUUUGGAGUCAGCAGGUUGGAAGGGGCGGAGUUACACUAAACUUUUAAAGAGUAACCUUUGUGCAUCUGGCUAAAAGUACAACAGCUAAUCCUUAAUUAUCUUCUUUCUGUAAUAUAGCGUACUGCAGCAGGUGACUGAGGUGAAUCCUGCUCAGUGAUUGGUCCACACAGCCAGGUGGUGAUGUCAUCAGUUACAGUGGAGUGUGUGGUGAAAUCGAGUGCUCUGAUUGGUGAAGGGCCAGUGUGGGAAGAGUCAGAGCAGACACUGCUGUUUGUUGACAUCGCUGGACGGAAGAUCCACCGCUGGAGUCCAGUGACAAAUGAGAUUCAGUCUGUAGAGACAGGUGAUAUGGUGGGCUUUGUAGUUCCUCGCAGGUCAGGUGGUUAUGUUGCAGGUGUGGGUCGCAGCAUCGUGGCCAUUGAUUGGUCCACUCAGAUGAUGACAUCCCUGGUGGAGGUUGACGAGGACAAACCGAACAACCGACUGAAUGAUGGAAAGGCUGAUCCGACUGGGCGGCUGCUAGCAGGUACAAUGGGGAUAGAGCAGCAUCCUGCAGAGGUUGAGAAACAACAAGGAUCUCUGUUUUCUGUGAGCUCUGACCUUGCUGUGACAAAACAACUGAGCAAGGUGGACAUAUCUAAUGGGUUGGACUGGUCUUUGGAUCAGAAGACCUUUUUUUACAUAGACACUUUGCGUCUGACAGUCGAUGCCUUUGAUUAUGACUCAAACACUGGACAUCUUGGUAACCGUCGUGUUGUGUACCAUAUGGAGGAGGGGGAGGGGCUUCCUGAUGGCAUGACUGUUGAUGCUGAUGGUCGACUGUGGGUGGCUUGUUAUAACGGAGGACGAGUCAUCAAUAUUGACCCCAUUACUGGUGUGCGGCUGCAGACGGUCUUUCUGCCAGUAAAGAAUACCACUUCUUGUUGUUUUGGUGGGCCAGAUUACUCUGAUCUCUAUGUGACCUCGGCCACUCUGGGCCUCAAGCAAUCAGAGAGCACACAGGAGCCGUUGGACGGACACACUUUCAGGGUGAGAGGACUCGGGGUCAAAGGCCAUCCAUCGAACUCCUUCUCUGGGUAAUCUUCAGGAGAAUUAAACAGCCUAUCACAGCACAGAUC